AGUUUCACUUGAUAGCAACCUGCGUACUGGUGUCAUUGCUCCUCACAUACGAUGGCUUUGACCCGGUUCGAGCGGUUUUUGGGCCGCCUGCUACGAGCUGUGGUGUGGAUGCUGUUCGCCGCUUUUAAGCUGUUUGCACCUCAGCAGCGCCACGGCGGAGUUUCCCGACUUCCUUCAAUUUCUAACCCACUUCUGCUGCUUCCAGCAAUGCAGCUUGCCAGAAAGAUCCGUCGGAAGGAAGUAACAAGUGUUGAAGUGGUUCAGGCCUACAUUGACCGCAUUCAGGAAGUCAACCCACUUAUCAAUGCAAUGGUCAAGGACAGGUUUUCUGCUGCCCUUCAGGAAGCUGCACAGGUAGAUAAACUUAUAGAGGAAGAGACGGGAGGAGAGGAUGUGUUGGAGGACCGGCUACCUCUGCUUGGGGUGCCCAUCACUGUUAAAGAGGCCUUUGCCUUGCAAGGAAUGCCAAAUUCCACAGGUUUGUUGACCAGAAAGGAUCUAGUUUCAAUGGUAGAUGCCCCAUCUGUUGCUCUGUUGAAGAGGGCAGGAGCGAUUCCUCUGGGUGUGACAAACUGCAGUGAACUCUGUAUGUGGCUAGAGUCUCACAAUCACCUCUAUGGCAUCACGAAUAACCCCUACGACCUAGAGAGAAUUGUUGGCGGCAGCUCAGGAGGUGAGGGCAGUAUUUUGGCUGCUGGUGCCUCUGUUAUUGGAAUUGGGUCUGAUAUCGGGGGCAGUAUCCGAAUUCCCUGCUUUUUCAAUGGUAUCUUUGGACACAAGCCAUCAAUAGGUAUUGUAAGCAAUGAUGGGCAGCAUCCUCCACCCUCCGGACUGCAGAUGGGAUUUCUGUGUACUGGACCUAUGUGCCGCUAUGCAGAAGACCUUAUUCCCAUGCUAAACAUCAUGGGAGGACCCAAUGCACACAAAUUGUCCCUCUCUGAUAAAGUCGAUUUAAAGAAGCUGAGGUUCUUUUCAGUUCCCCACAAUGGUGGUUCUCCUUUGGUCUCCCCAGUGGAUCCAGUACUACGUCAGGCACAGAAGAUGGUGGUUAAACGUUUAGAGGAAGACCUUGGUAUCAAAGUUCAAGAGCUGUUUAUUCCUCAGCUGAAGUACUCCUUUCAGAUCUGGGGAACUAUGAUGGCGUCACCUGGCAAGGACGGGAAACUUCCUACCACCUUUGCUGAACUAAUGAGUGAAGGCGGAAAGAAGGUGUGGCCUGUCUGGGAGCUGUUCAAGUGGUUCCUGGGGUUUUCUUCUCAUACCAUAGCAGCAAUAGGUCUGGCUUUAGUUGAGAUGUUCCAGAGUUCCCAUCCAUCUCCAUUCAUUGUCCAGCAGAAAGAUAGUCUACAGCAGGAUCUGGAUAAGUUGCUAGGCACAGAUGGUGUUCUGCUGUACCCUUCUCAUCCCCAAAUCGCCCCCAAACACCACCACCCAAUAUUCACACCCUUCAACUUCUCUUACACUGGUAUCUUUAAUAUACUGGGCCUGCCAGUUACCCAGUGUCCAUUGGGCCUGAGCUCAGAGGGUUUGCCUUUGGGUGUACAAAUCGUGGCUGGAAAUUUACAAGACCGUCUCUCUUUGGCCACUGCUCUCUACCUGGAGAAUGCUUUUGGUGGCUGGAGGGACCCAGGCACGACGACAGCCAAACCUUGAUCCACCUCAUGUAUUAAAAUAUACAGUAUAACAACAGGACUACAUAACCAACACAUGUAAACAUCCAAAGCUUACUGACAUGUUUUAGAGGGCUGUAUUUAUCUUAUUAUUUAAAAACUUGGUAUUAAUAUUUCCGUUUGGGGUCAACUUUGUCAUGAGAAAUCAAAUGGAGAGUAGGUCUAGAAAAAAAUGCUGCAGCUGAUUAUAUGAGACGGCUAUCAACUUUAUAAUUGCAUAAGAAAUUAUGUAAGUCAUUUCAUAAUAUCCUUUAUACAGUAAACAAUAUGCAUUUGUUUACUUUCAUGCACUGGAACAAUGAUGUUUAUUCAAAUAUUUGUGCUGCUUUCACCGAACAGGCUUUUUAAGAGCAGGCUCUUUUUUGUGAAAAAUCUCUGAUAUUUUAGAAUAUUUUGUUUCUGUUGUAUAUUAUAAAAGCAAGUGACGUUUUGUAUUAUUGGAAAAAUAACACAAAGCAGUUUUAUUUACAAUUGCCUGGGUAUUUUGAAUGCUGGAUACUGACAUUGUUUAUUCUUACCAUUUAUAAAUCCAUCUUAUUAUGUUCAAACGUUCCUCAGUUUCUAGAGCAUAAAAGCAUGGAAUAACAUUUUGUAAUUUGUUGAUAUGUUUAUUAUAACAUAAGUAUAUUUAAUAAGCAGUAAUUAUAUUAUAAAUAAAUAAAUGCUUCCUGUGUA
This is a messenger RNA of Paramisgurnus dabryanus, 2345 nucleotides long. Lineage: Eukaryota; Metazoa; Chordata; Actinopteri; Cypriniformes; Cobitidae. The record is from RefSeq and is a predicted model, not a curated record.